AUGGACUCCAAGACUACUCCACAGACCGAUCUCCAUCACCAACAACCUCACCAAACCCAACCAACCCUCCAACCCCUCGCCCAACCACUCCACCACCAACAAGCCACCGAGAUCCCCCAAUCAGACCAUCAAAUAAACCAACAGCAUCCCAUCGAAAUGUCCGCUCCUCCACCUUCCUACGCCCAAGAGAAAACAAACCCGCAACACAGCAACGGCGCACCUCCAACCCACGCCCAAGGCGGUCCACCACGGAACCUAUACACGCAUGCGAGUCCGCUGAACACAUUGCAGAGCGUGCCGACGCCUGUAGAUUGUCCAUUUUGCGGCGUGCGAGAGCUGACGAGGACGGAGUUUGUGAGUGGCGGAACGACGCACGGAUCAGCAUUACUAUUGUGUUGUUGUUUCUGUCUCGGCUGCAUCCCCUACAUCGGCAGCUGGCUCAAGGACUGCGAGCAUAAUUGUGGGCAUUGUGGACAGUUGCUUGCGGUUUGGCAUCGUAGUGGGCGGACGGAGGUGAUUGCGCAUCCUGCUCGACAGGCGUAG
This is a messenger RNA of Glarea lozoyensis ATCC 20868, 543 nucleotides long. RefSeq names its product lipopolysaccharide-induced transcription factor regulating tumor necrosis factor alpha, putative. Lineage: Eukaryota; Fungi; Ascomycota; Leotiomycetes; Helotiales; Helotiaceae. Gene Ontology annotation, molecular function: zinc ion binding. Bases 1 to 543 code for a protein of 180 amino acids. The record is from RefSeq and is a predicted model, not a curated record. The transcript has 2 exons.